Molecule: messenger RNA, 2315 nt
Organism: Lytechinus pictus (painted urchin)
Lineage: Eukaryota; Metazoa; Echinodermata; Echinoidea; Temnopleuroida; Toxopneustidae
Product: choline dehydrogenase, mitochondrial-like
Exons: 2
Coding region: 91-1821 (576 amino acids)
Cellular component (GO): mitochondrial inner membrane
Molecular function (GO): choline dehydrogenase activity; flavin adenine dinucleotide binding
Source: RefSeq, a predicted model, not a curated record
GAAAGGAAUUUGAACAUUAUACAGCUAGCCGUCGCAUUGUAUUAGAGUAUUAUCGAACGCUGCCGACGUUGUAGAUUUGUAGGCUACAACAUGAGUCUGCUCUUUUCAGGUACGAAGCAAGUAAAAGCUCUAUGCACGCGGAAGCUUCUGACGAGUACUUCUCGUCAUCAAUGGAGAUCAAUCAGCGUGAAGAGGACGGAAAAUUACCAUCGUGAAGAAUUCACACACAUCAUCGUCGGAGCAGGAUCUGCAGGAUGUGUUCUGGCAAACCGCCUCUCUGCCCGACCUAGCAACAAUGUUCUACUCCUCGAGGCGGGAAUCGAAGGAACCUCAUUGAGAAAUAGGAUUCCAGCUGCUUUCCGUUACAAUCGAAGUGACAUGACCUCUAAUUGGUAUUACCACACCAUCCCUCAGAAGUAUAUGAACAACAGAGAAGUAUAUUGGCCUAGGGGUAAAGUUCUUGGCGGCUCUUCAAUGCUUAACUCAAUGAUCUAUACCAGGGGUCAUGCUGACGAUUACGACCGAUGGGAACGAGAGGGUGCCAUAGGCUGGUCAUAUGCAGAUUGUCUACCAUAUUUCAAACGAUCACAGUGGCAUGAACUUGGUGAAGAUGACUAUCGUGGAGGUGAUGGUCCUCUUCAUGUAUCUAGAGGUAAAUCAAAGAGUGCAAUUUUCGAUACAUUUAUCAGAGCAGGAGAAGAAUGCGGAUAUCCAUUCACCUCGGACAUGAAUGGAUAUCAACAGGAGGGUUUUGGAUAUGUUGAUAUGACAGUGCACAAGGGGAUUCGAUGGGAUGCUGCAAGUGCAUACCUUCGAUCUGGGGACGUCCUGAAGAGAAAUAAUCUUAGCAUUAUCUCAAACUCAUUUGCUGAUCGAAUUCUGUUUCAAGGAACAAAGGCAGUUGGCAUUGAGUACACCCAGAAUAAUACUAAGGAAGUCGCAGUGGCGACGCAUGAUCUGAUUUUAUCUGGAGGGUCAAUCAAUUCCCCGCAGUUGCUUAUGCUCUCUGGUAUUGGCAAUGCAGACGAACUGAAACUACUGGGCAUCCCUGUGGUCAGUCACCUCCCUGGAGUGGGACAAAAUCUUCAGGAUCAUCUGCAGGUCGUCUUAAAUUAUGGAACAGGUAAAUCAAAUUCGUUUUCUCAUCUUCUUACUAAGAUAGCCGAUGGUCUUGAGUGGUUGAUGUUUGGGACAAGUCCUGCCGCUACGACCAACCUUGAAGCUGGUGCUUUUCUCAGAAGUCACUCUUUGACGAAUCACCCUAAUAUUCAAUUUCUUUUGGAAGGAUCGGCGAGAAGAGAGAAUGGUUUCAAUAUCCACCUGAAUACCCUGAGAGAAACCAGUCGAGGAUACAUCAAGCUCAGGUCUUCUAAUCCUAAGGAUCACCCUAUUAUUGACCCAAACUACCUUCAUACAGAUAAUGACCGCAGAGACCUACGUCAAGCUAUCAAAAUCGCGAAUGAUGUCGCUUCCCAGAAAGCUUUUGACGAAUUCCGGGCAAGUGCAAUGCAAGGGAUAUCAUCUACCAAGAGUGAUGAUGAACUCGAUGCUUUUAUCCGUGCCAGUGCAACCACAAAUUAUCAUCCAUCGUGUACCUGUAAGAUGGGUUCUGAAGACGAUUCUAUGGCUGUUGUUGAUAGCGAAACCCGUGUCUUUGGCUUAGACAAUAUUAGAGUUGUAGACGCGUCCAUUAUGCCUAGUAACAUAAGUGGAAAUCUGAAUGCCCCUGUUAUAAUGAUUGCUGAGAAGGUAGCUGACAUUAUUCUUGGAAAUACUCCACUUAAAAGGUCGAAUGUUCCUGUCUGGAGACCUUCCCUAUAGAAAAAUGACAUACCGGAUCAAUGAACUAUUACCUACCACUUUAUCUACUUAAAACACUGUUGUGCCAAAACCUUCCAACCGAUUAACUUCCAAAAAUAAAAACUGUUCAAAACAUGUCUAAGUCGAAGGGUUUACUUUCUUUGCAAAUGAUGUGCCUUGAAUCUAUUAAUAGAUUUAUGUUUAUUUUAGAUCUGUUAAGAUAGACUAAAGGCGGAAGUAGGAACCAUCAUUGUGUAAAUAUGACCUACAACGAUAGAGGAUGUACAGAGAAUCAUGUAUUUAAGUAUUUACCUGCAGAUUGCAAAUCAGAACCUGGAAAAAAAAUGAGGGUUGCACAGAAUUAGCCUUGCUCAACGAAAGCAAGGGAGCGAAGCGACAGAUCAUGUCAUUGAGUGCUUUUUUAUUUUCUAAAGUAGAAUUAAGAGAAUUCGUGCACAUUUUUUCAUUAAAUUUUCAUUAAGAAAGAUAAGUUUUCAAAAAAUGUCUGUGGCAGC